This is a messenger RNA of Sabethes cyaneus, 1974 nucleotides long. RefSeq lists its product as uncharacterized. NCBI's taxonomy places the organism in Eukaryota, Metazoa, Arthropoda, Insecta, Diptera, Culicidae. The transcript has 2 exons. Gene Ontology annotation, molecular function: nucleic acid binding. The record is from RefSeq and is a predicted model, not a curated record. The coding region runs from base 1 to 1974 and encodes 657 amino acids.
AUGAACCUUGUUCCGUGCUGCCACGCUACGGUUAAUACUACUUUAGAGGAAAAAAUUGAGCGUUUCUGGACGCUUGAGGAACUGCAAGAGGCAUCAAAGCUGACUGAGGAAGAAAAGGAUUGUGAAGAGCAAUUUCAAACCACACAUUUUCGUGACCCAACGGGGCGUUAUGUGGUGCAUCUGCCGAAGCGAAUGGGUUUUGAGCAGAUGAUCGGUGAAACGAAGGAUAUGGCGGUACGAAGACUUGUUCAACUAGAACGGCGGUUAAGCAAGGAUCCGGAACUACGCAGGCGAUACAAUGAAGCAAUGCAAGCUUAUUUGGAUCAAAAUCACAUGGGCAUCGUGCCGGCAGAGGAGCUGAAGCGCGAUAAACGGAUCGCUUUCUACUUACCUCACCACCCCGUCUUUAAAGAGGCAAGCGCGACUACUAAGAUUCGGCCAGUUUUUGACGGUUCAACUAAGUCGUCAUCCAAUUACUCUCUGAACGAUGCGCUCUUGAUAAGUCCGGUAAUCCAGGACCCUCUAUUUGAUCUGCUUCUACGAUUUCGCAAGCAUUUGGUUGCUCUCGUUGCUGAUAUUGAGAAGAUGUUCCUACAGGUGAUGGUACACCCAGACGAUACUCCCUUACUCUGGAUUCUAUGGAGAUUCUCGCCUUCGGAACCAAUUUCAACCUACGAGAUGACUAGGGUUACCUUUGGGUUAGCCCCAUCAUCGUUCCUUGCUACGCGAUAUUUGCAGCAGCUGGCAUAUGACGAAGGUGAUCACUACCCACGGGCGAAGGUGGCGCUUGUUCGUGACUUUUAUAUCGAUGACUACAUCGGAGGAGCAGACUCUGAAGAAGAGGCUAUUUUGCUGCGGCAAGAAUUGAAACAACUGUUAUCAAAGGGUGGUUUCAGACUGCGAAAAUGGGUAUCAAGCUCGAAGAACUUGUUAGCAGGAUUGGCUGCUGAUGAAUUGGGAACGUCAUCUACACUUAGCUUCGAUCAAGAGCUUGUUAAAACGUUGGGAGUCAACUGGCAACCAGGGCCAGAUUUGUUAAGCAUCGACGCGUCGGGUCUCACAGUAAACGGACAGUGGACUAGGCGUAAGGUAUAUUCCGUUAUCGCGCAAUUAUUCGAUCCUACCGGCAUUACAGCACCUGUUAUUGCAUGGGCCAAGAUUCGUAUGCAGCUACUGUGGGUGGCUACUCAAGGUUGGGAUGAUCCGUUAUCGGCGGACUUGGAGAAACAGUGGGCAGAUUUCUGUCAGCAGCUGCCACUACUUUCCAACAUCAAGGUGGAUCGAUACGCGUUUACCGAGAAUCCAAUGCUGAUACAGUUCCAUACAUUUUCGGAUGCAUCCGAAGCCGCUUAUGGUGCAUUUAUUUAUGCUCGCUCAAUUAGUCAGUUUGGGCAGAUCAAGGUCGAGUUGGUAGCAGCAAAAUCUCGUCCCGCAAGUCUGAAGAAGGCUACGCUUGCAAGCUCCCAAAGCCUCGUACAACUCCCACUCGUGUAUUCGCUGUCACCGGAGUCGACUAUUGUGGUCCGGUCUACCUGCCGACAUUCGGAUAACGGCCUCAACUUCCAAGGUGCUAGCAACCAUCUUCGAGAGCUCUACGAUUUGCUGAAUGAUCCAUCUACGACGGCUGAGAUCGCCAAUGAAAUUUUCCAGCGUGGCAUCGUGUGGAAGUUCAUCCCGCCGCGUGCGCCUAACUUCGGUGGCCUCUGGGAGGCUGCUGUGAACUCUGCAAAGAUGUCACUCAUUCGCGUUAUUGGUCAACGACAACUUUCAUUCGAGGACAUGACAACAAUUCUCACCCAGGUCGAAGCGGUUAUGAACUCGCGCCCACUUACUCCAUUGUCAGAGGAUCCAGACGAGCUGGACGUGCUCACUCCCGGGCAUUUUCUCACGGGUGCCUCUCUUCUGACAAUACCUGAACCGGAUUAUGCAGGUGUCCCCACAAAUCGACUGCAGCACUACCAACAGUACCUUUAG